AAUCCAGUUUCGCUUCAACCUUCCUGAAGUAAACAUGUAGCUGUCCGCUCUGUGAAUCGCUCACUAAAUCACAGUUUUCAUCUGUCAGACUGCGAUUUUCACAAAUUCCACUGACUUUCUUUUACUUCAGUGCAAUGUAAACGGAGAUUUUUGGUGCUUUGUUAAUUUACAACUGUUUUAUUCAACCGUUUCUGUGGAUGUUUUACAAAUAUUAAGUGAUAAUCUACCAGAUGUGAGUGUUUUCUUGUGUUACUGACUUGAAUAUUUGUUUAUGAUUUUUAACAAUGUUGUGUAGUAUAGAGGGACGUGAAAAUAGGAUUUGGCCAGUACCUCAAGGACUGAAUUAUAGGAUAGAUUCAGACCUGACAUAGGCCUUUCAUACAUUCCACAUUUAUUAAGAAUCUCUUCUACACCUUCUGGAUUAUUUUUUCCUUUUCAAAUUUACUUGUGUUGUUACAAGUGACAUUGGAAAUGAGUGAUAAUUUCCUUGCAUUUCUAGCAACAAAAAUGACCAUCUCUGUGACUUUGUGACAUGCUUUUUUUGAAGUUAGUGUCGCGUUAUUUGUUAUUACCAUGGUGUUUACUACAUUAAACUUUGGAGGACGUGGGUCAAGUCCGGGUGCCUUCCAAAUAAUUGUAUCUGUGAUCGUUCUACUGAUAUUGACGCCUGUCAUGUCGUUCGUCUUGGGAGAGGAGUGCGAUUGGUCUGGAAGUGGGCUCGGCCACAACGCGGAGCGAGGGGUGACUCCGGUCUACCUGCGCUGUGGCAUGGGGCGGGUGUCGUGGGUCUACCCGGGAGGGGCUCUGAGGGUGCUGCUGAGGCUGGGGUCAUCCGGACGCCAGUUCAGAGGCUGCAUCAAGGCGUCCCCCGAUUUCGCGGGAGCUCGCUUAUUCCUCGAGGGUCCCAGGGGACUGGUGCCUCUACUAGAUCCUCAUCCUAGUCCUAGAGUGCAGUGUUUCUAUUCGCGACACGGCCAAGUGGCGCUGUACAUGGAGGCGCUACACAAGUCGCCGGCCACCUUUCCGCGACAAGUGGCUCAAUUCGACUAUGACCUGGAGGCGCAGCCUCGCUCCCCCAGCCCCUCCUACUACGAUCACACACAAGAAUGCAGACCGUGUACAAACGAAGAAAUGACGCAUGCGUUCUGUUCGAGUGAUCUAGUUACAAGAGGCAUCAUACGAGGCGUGGAGAAUCUCGAUGAUCUGAAAGUGUCUGAGAUCACCGUGAAAGUGACCAAGCACCUGCGGGAGUCGACGCCCGACGAGCUGAGCUCCCUGGCCGAGGAUCUAGCCAGCAACGAGAUAGACAGGACUCAGUCAACGACGGACGGCGACAAACACAAAGACAGGACACAGUCAACGUCCGACACCGACAAACAUAAUGUCACAGUUCGCCUACAGGUGCCACAGCACUGCGGGGCCAGGCACGGAGCUGGUGAAUUUGUUUUCAUGGCGCGUAGAAAACUUGGUGACUUGGUGCUACGUUGUGCACCAAGACUAGAGGACUGGAUUGAUGUGGUGCGGAGUGAGAACGCUAAAGGCAGCGCGCAUUGUUUGUUGUAUAGUUGAUUUGUUGCAUGACUUAUUAUUACCCAUACCUUGAUUACCAUGUAUUCAUUUUUUUAAAGAACACACUACCGUAUUGUGCAUUCAGUUGUGUGUACAUUUUUUGUACAUUAUUAGGGUGCUAUCAUCUCAAAAAACUUAUAAAAACAAUACUUAUGGAAUGGUUAACAACGGUAAUUACUUUGAAAGUAAGCUGGAAUUCAUUAGAUUCAAUCCCUAUAAAUUAUUAGUGGAACUCAGUUUGUUUUCCAAUACCUUGGAACUUGGAUUUAGUUCUCUUGCAUGCUCAAUAUUGACAUUAGAUAAGAUGAUACUUCCAAUAAAAGAUGACAUUCAUAUUCUGGGAGGUGAACACUGGUUCUUUUGGUACCUACCCCCUUGUUACAAUCCUGAAUCCUGGAUGGCCUGAGAGGUCAUUAAUAAAAAUCAAGGUUGUUAAAAUAGUAUACCUAUUCUGUUAAUUUGGUGCCAUACUGUCAAUAUUUAUUUUUGAAAAUAAGGUAUCUUCCUCUUUUAUAAUAUUAAAAUCAACACAAUUGAGAUACAGACCAUUUCUUAUUCUGGAAUCUGCGUCAAAUUUGAUUUAUUGCUCAAUUUAUUAAUAUACUCCUCCAUUCUUUACAAAUUGAUUAAGUCAUCUACUUUUAAUAAUUUUAUAUAAUAUCAAGGGUGUACAUAUUUUCCUUGUAAAUUUGUAAAUUACUGUAUAAAAAUAAGUGGACAGUAAAGGAAAUGCUACAUUCCACAUUAUAAUGUAGAUAACUUAUUUGAAUUGAAUAUUUGGAGAGCAAUGCCAGGGUGUGUUAUUUCCAAUAUUAUGUGCAAUCUACCAUCUUAUUAAGGUUUUCAAUUGUUUAUUAAAUAAGUCUUUGAAAACAUUUUUCUCAUAUUAUUUCAGGAUAUUCUCUAUGCAUUGUAAAGUUUUUAUGCUUGUUAUUAAUUUUGUUGGUGGAUACUUCUUGUUUUUGUACAGACAGAAAAAUAUCUUAUAUCAACAAUAUUUUAUUUAUUUGUGUAAUCUUUUGAUUAUUUUCAGAUAGAUAGGUUUUUGAACUUUAAAGUGUAUUUAGUGCAGUAUUACUAAGUAUCUUGAUUGUUCAUUGUUUUCCCUUCAACUCGUGAUAAUAAUUUAUAUGAACGUUGAAUAUAAAAAACACUUUUGAAGUAGAAAAACUUACUUUUCAGCAGUUACGACGUUUCGACUUGUGGGUCAUCUACAGACACUGCUAAAAAGUGAGUAUUUUUACUUCAAAAGUGCUUUUUUAAUCCAAAGUUUCAAUUAAUAGUUGACAAGAAUGGUCAAACAACACACUAAUUUCUUUAACAUAAGUAUAGCCUAUGGUUUAUUAGUUGUAAUUCUCUUUAUAUGUUUUAUUUUAUUCUCUGUUUUAGUGAAUUCAUAGUGCCAAAUCAGUUAUCUUUCUCUAGAGAACUAUCAACUUUGAACUCUUUUCUCUUUGAAAUGUUGUUGAUUAUUAUAUUUUGUUGUACUUUGUUAGUUUAUGAAGCUAGAUGUUAUAAAGAAUACUAUUUUCUGCUGCCAUAAUAAUUCAGUAAUUGAGUAUCUCAAAAUAGAUUACUUUCAACUUUGGCCUUUUGAAAAAACCUUUUAAUCAAAUAAUAAAUAGAAAAAUUAUUGAGCUUUGACUAUGUAUUUUUGGUGUAAAUAAAAACGAAAAAUCAUCUAUGUAUAUAAAAUAUACACGUGUACGUAUGUAAAUAAUAGGUGAAGUAUAUAUAUUAGGAAUAUAAGAUCAGUUGAGUUUUUUAGAUAGAGUUGAGCAUAAAUAAAUUUAAGUUGCUCAUUGAAGACUUCAAUGUUAAUGCUAUUGGAAUAAAACAUUUUAAUAUUAUAUGGAUCUAUGAAUGAUACAUCUUUCAGUCAUAGAUAUAUCAUUGAUACAGUCUAUUUCUUUGUUUCUCACAUUUAGAUAAUUACUAUUUUCAUUUAAAUUUUAAUUUGUUAUUAAUUUCUCAAAAAAUAUUUUUUGAGAUUUCAAUGCUAAUCUAAAUCCAAUUUUCAUUCAAGUUCACAUGAGAUGUAAUUGAUAAAACUCAUGAAGCAGGUCAAAUAUGCAUUAUCAGAUUAAAUCCAAAGAGCCCUUGUAUCGAAAGUAUCAAUUUAUAAGAAUAGAAUAAAAAUGAUAAUCAUUAUUUUUUGUGAAUCGAAUAGGUUCUUAAACAUAACACAUGAAUGAAAGGAUAAUUAUUGCUCAAUGAUUAGCGUUCAAGUUUGUACUUACAAAUACAGCCAUGUUCCUUGCUCUAUCAUUUCUAAAGGUUCACUCACGUCAUCACUCCACAUUUCUUUACAAUAGAAAACCGAACAGCCCGGCCUCUUGAUAUUUUAUUCAUGAACCUUGGAUACCCAACUUAUCCUUCCAUUGUAAUGUGCUUGUAAGAUGACUUUCUGCAGGAUUCCUUUCUUUCUAAAUGUGUUUCCUUCUCUGUUGCUCCUACACUCUACUCAUCUUGCCCCAAAGAGGAAUAGCAUUUCUCAUCACUCUUUCCAGAGAACACACGCUAACCCCUUAUGCAGACAUGGACUGCAGUCAGGCCAUAUGGCUGUACCAUUUAUGGGAGUCCGAGACUGCAAAUGCUGCAUUUGAAAAGAGACCAUUGUACAAGCACUACUUCAAUUAGUAACACUCCAUAAGAAUCAUGCUGUUUGGAAAAGCUUGAGAGAGUAUAAGUAGUCUGCAUAUCUGUAUACAUGCAUAUCAAUCUCUAUUUGAUGCCAAUUGAACUCUAUUAACAAUCAAUAAUAUUGAGAAUCCAAUUCUUGCAGUAUUGUGGUGUAUCGGUACUUGAAAUUAAUUUCUUAGAAGAAGAAGUAUUGUAUUUCAAUUAUCAAUAAUCACCUACAAUCAAUUGAGAAUGACUAUUCCCAAAUAGUAAAACAAUAGUCACUUGGAAUCUCCUGUGAAUUUGAACCCAUUCUGAUUUUUUUAAUAUAUCAUUAACCUAAUUUUCAAAAGAACCAUUCAGGCUAUGUUGAUUUUAUUCUAUUGUGCCAUUAUGUUCAUCUUGACUUGUAAGAUGAGAGAAAUUAGAUAUACUUAAAAGAUACUUUGAAAAUGUUCUACUAAACUUCAAAAAUUAUUUUCAUAUCAACCUUAGUAAAAUGAUAAAUCCAUGUAUUAUUAAUAUUACAGAAUUUUACUAAUUUUCGGAAUAGAGAAAAUCCAGUGAAUCUAAUUGUCAAACUGUAAACCUGACGAAUUUAUGUUUUUUCACAGAAACAUUUUUAAUCAAAUCAAUAGAUUAUUAUUCACAAUAUUAUUGUCAUUAGAAAAUAUUUAUACAAUAUA
Molecule: messenger RNA, 4877 nt
Organism: Nilaparvata lugens (brown planthopper)
Lineage: Eukaryota; Metazoa; Arthropoda; Insecta; Hemiptera; Delphacidae
Product: meteorin-like protein
Exons: 5
Coding region: 574-1569 (331 amino acids)
Molecular function (GO): hormone activity
Source: RefSeq, a predicted model, not a curated record